AUGAGUCACGUAACAACCGUAGCGACGACCCAAGACACCCCAGCUCUGGUUUUCCAAGGCACUGGAAGAACUCUUGGCAGUAAUUCGCCCGACAUUCCUCACGAGCACAUCAACGAGUUCCUCCCCGCCAACAACGGUGUCACCGGCCUCGAACCCAACACAAACCCGCCAGACUGGCCUUCGAACCAGCGGCGAGUUCCCGCACAUCGACCACCAGCUGUCCAUGACGACUGGGAGCUGAUAGGGGGGCCACUGCCUAUGAGGGCCUUUCUAUGGACCAUGUUUCAUGGCUGUGAGCUUCUUCGGUGGUUUUACACUUUCCCAACACAGCUCGGCUUACAUGAGCGUGAAUAUUUCCAAUACCAGGUGGCUGGAGAGUGGUGA
Messenger RNA from Fusarium proliferatum ET1, 384 nucleotides. RefSeq lists its product as uncharacterized. The coding region runs from base 1 to 384 and encodes 127 amino acids. Lineage: Eukaryota; Fungi; Ascomycota; Sordariomycetes; Hypocreales; Nectriaceae. The transcript is spliced from 2 exons. The record is from RefSeq and is a predicted model, not a curated record.